Molecule: messenger RNA, 981 nt
Organism: Penicillium roqueforti
Lineage: Eukaryota; Fungi; Ascomycota; Eurotiomycetes; Eurotiales; Aspergillaceae
Product: putative inositol phospholipid biosynthesis protein Scs3
Exons: 2
Coding region: 1-981 (326 amino acids)
Biological process (GO): phospholipid biosynthetic process; lipid droplet organization; lipid storage
Cellular component (GO): endoplasmic reticulum membrane
Source: RefSeq, a predicted model, not a curated record
AUGUCCACCGCGCGACCUGUCACCCUCCUCUCAGCUGUUCUCCUCAUAUACCCUGCGACAUUAUUACUCGGGUCUUUGUUUUCAGCAAUCUCUCCAACAGCGCGACACUCCAGAGAUUUGUCCGACUCUUUCCCGCAGCCUGCAGGCCCUCUGGCUCCAUCCCUGGCUUCAGACCUAUACCUAUCCGACGGCCCCGUUAACUACUUCGCCCGAAAGAAUAAUAUCUUCAAUGUCUACUUCGUAAAGAUUGGAUGGCUAUGGACCACAGCCGCCUUUGCCUCGCUUCUCAUAUUCCAACCCCUUUAUGCUUCGUCUCACCGGGAAUCCCUCUCACAGCAAGAAGCACGUUUCCGACGCACCCUCCAAGCCAUUCUACGAUACACACUCGCGACAACAGUAUGGUAUCUUGCAACGCAAUGGUUCUUCGGGCCGCCAGUCAUUGAUCGCAGUUUCGUGGCCACGGGCGGCAAAUGCGAACAGGCUAUCGAGGAAGUCGGGAGGAUAGCCGCUGGGCAGAGUAGCGCAACGGGCCUAGACGCGCUAUUCACAGCAACGACGUGCAAAGCCGCCGGUGGCGCAUGGAGGGGUGGACAUGAUAUCAGUGGACAUGUGUUGAUGCUGGUUCUGGCCACAGGAGUCCUGGCAUUUGAGGCUGUCGGGGCCAGCGCAUGCGCACCCGCAUGUUUGUCGCGUUCUGAUCCUGGGGACGCGGGACGUGAACGCAAGGCCAGUGAUGCUGAUAGUACUCCAAUAAUCGAUUCAAUUGAGACUGCCGGGUUCGCAAGAACGUGGUCGCUCCGUCUUGUUUGGGGUAUUAUUGCCAUGGGCUGGUGGAUGCUCCUCAUGACCGCGAUUUGGUUUCACACUUGGCUAGAAAGGUGGUCUGGUCUGUUGAUUGGUUUGGGAGCUGUGUAUGCCAUCUAUAUUCUUCCAAGACGGAUAGCACCAUUGGGGAACGUAAUUGGACAUCCGGGAGUAUAG